Messenger RNA from Sordaria macrospora k-hell, 513 nucleotides. RefSeq lists its product as uncharacterized. Gene Ontology annotation, molecular function: voltage-gated proton channel activity. Gene Ontology annotation, cellular component: plasma membrane. The record is from RefSeq and is a predicted model, not a curated record. Gene Ontology annotation, biological process: proton transmembrane transport. Lineage: Eukaryota; Fungi; Ascomycota; Sordariomycetes; Sordariales; Sordariaceae.
AUGCCCAUCAGCUCUCCCUCAUCCCAGAAUGGCCUUUUCCCUGAAUCAUCUUCGUCACCAUGGGCACAGUCCCACCACCCCGGACUCCGAGCACAAGCAAGGACGUUCCUCUCGUCCAAAACAAAACACUACAUCGUCCUAGCUCUGGUAGCAGUAGAUAUAGCAUCCAUCGUGGCUGAUAUCUUGGUGGCCCUGGUCGCCUGCGACUUGAAGCAGGAGGGUGCAAAGUGGGUGUCGGAGACGAGGGAAGGAUUACACAUGCUCAGGACAUUGAUCAGCUCGCUGUUCCUGGUCGAGUUGGCGGGGAUGAUUUGGGCUUUUGGAGCUGGCUUUGCUGUGGAUGUUGUCAUGCUGGUGAUGCAUGGGGACGGCAUCGAGGAAAUCGCGGAGCUGAUCAUUGUCCUGCGUCUUUGGAGGCUCAUCAAGAUAAUUGAGGAACUUGGCGUUGGGUUGUCUGAGGGGAUGGAGCAGAUGAGGAGGAGGGUUGAGGAGUUGGAGAGAAUCUUGAACUGA